AUGCCAGCUCCAGUGUGUCUCAUUGAAAAUGAUGAAAAUGGGCGGCUGUGUGUGAGAAAAGAGGCCAAAGACAUUCUGGAUGAGAUCAAUGAGCCGGUGGUGGUGGUGUCUGUGGUGGGACUCUACCGUACGGGGAAAUCUUACCUUAUGAACCACCUAGCAGGACAACAGUCCGGCUUUGCUCUGGGCAGCACUAUUGAAUCAAAGACUAAAGGCAUCUGGAUGUGGUGUGUCCCUCACCCUAAUAAAGAAGGACACACUCUUGUGCUUCUGGACACAGAAGGACUUGGGGACGUGGCAAAGAAGGAACACUACGUUGUUGAGCUCGCUGAGCAUAUCAAGAUCAGAUCGACAGAAGCAGCAGAUGAUGAGGAGGAAGAAGAAGAUUCUGAGUUUGUGCGGUUUUUCCCAUCAUUCAUCUGGGUCGUGAGAGAUUUCACCUUGGAUUUGGAAAUUGAUGGGAAGAAAGUGACAGAUGACGAUUACCUUGAAUUUGCCCUUAAUCUGAGGAAAGGUGUGAGUAAGAAAAUUAGAGACUACAAUCUGCCUGGUGAAUGUAUCAAGCGUUAUUUCCCUAGCCGGAAGUGUUUUGUGUUCCCGUUUCCCGCUAACUCGCACCAAGACAUGACACGCCUGGAGAUCUUACAAGACCAGGACCUUGCACAACAAUUUCUGGAGGUCACGGGACAUUUCUGUGACUACAUGUUUGUCAACAGUGAUGUGAAAAGACUGAAAGGAGGACACAUAGUUACUGGCCGAUUGCUCGGGCCUCUGGUUGAGAUUUAUGUAGACACAAUCAGCAGUGGUGAAGUGCCCUGUCUAGACAAUGCAGUGGUUGUUCUGGCAAAUCUAGAAAACCAGACAGCUGUUCAAGAAGCUCUGAAAGUAUAUCAGGGAGGGAUGGAAGAGUUGAAGAAGACAUUACCAAUCAGUAUAGAAAAGCUGACCUGUGAGCACCAGAAAUUCAGCAGUCUGGCCAUUGCUAAAUUCACGAAACGCUCAUUUAAAGAUGAAAAAAAUGAAUACUUGAAGACACUGGAGGUGACUGUAUCUAUGUGCUAUACAGACUUGUUGGAAGAGAAUAAGAUGGCAUCAGAGAGAAAGUGCAGAGAUCUACUGAAGAAUCUGUCCUCUGACAUGAGUAAACGGCUGCAGGAUGGAGAGUACAGUCAGUCUGGAGGAUAUGAACUCUACUGCAGAGACAGAGACGCCAUUGUUGAGCAGUACCGCAGAGAACCCAAUAAAGGAAUAAGGGCUGAGGCUGUGCUGGAAGAGUUUCUGAAAGAACGGGAACCUGAAGCAAACAGCAUCCUCUGCAUGGAUAAUAAACUAACUGAAAAUGAGAAACAAAUGAAUAAAGAGAAAGAGAAUGCAGCUCUGCUGAAACAGAAGUUGAAAGAAGAGGAGGAGAAACGAAUUGAGAGCGAAAAAAUGAUGGAGACAGAGAAAGUGCGGCAUGAGGACAGGGUAAAACAAAUGCAGGAGAGCUUCAACAAGGAGAAGGAGCAGCAGCAGCAGGAGAUGGACAGAGCCAUUGAGAGCAAACUGAAGGAGCGGGAGGAGAUGCUAAAGAAAGGCUUCAAGGACGAAGCUUAUAACCUCAAGGAAGAAAUAAAGAAGUUAAAAGAUGAAAAGGAACGCUCACAUGGUGGUGGCGGCAUAUUUAAGGACUAUGUGAUGCCAUUUCUUUGCCCUCUUGUAGAAACAGUUCCCAACCUCCUCAUGCAGAGAUCGAUGAUGAAAAGCCUGAAAAAGGGACUGAAAUGUUAAAACCUGAUACAAAACGAUCCUUGAUUCAUAUUUUCCAUUCACUGACAUAUCUCCAUUGAGUCUGAUUUUAUAGCAUUUAAAUACUUAAAGCAUGCGCUUUAUAGAGCAGGUAGUAAAUGAGCUGAGAAUCCUGAACAUAUAUUAUGCGCCCUUGAAAGUGCACAAUGUAAUUUCUACACCGUCAGCAGCACCCAUAGAAUUUGCUAAAUAGCAAGUGUGUGUUUUCCAGUGAAAAGUCCAUAUUUUGGAUAAAAAGUAGUCCCAGCUCAAACAUUUUUUUUAUGUUGAUGCAAAAAGGAAGUGUUAUGGAAAGACGGAAAAACGUGAUUUUUUAAAAAUUAAUUUAUUAGUUCCUGUUUUAGCUUUAAAAAUGUACUUGAGUUGCAAUAAGGAAAUUAUGUAAUAGGCUGCACAUUGUCAAGAAAGGGCCAAGGGGUUACGUCACAGCAAGCUGAGACGUGCUGACAAUAUGAAGACAAGAAUGCUCAGCCCAAAGAUCACGUUCAUUCUGAAUGCAGUCUAUAUGUGAUCAGUCUAGACUUACGAAAAUGCUUAGCACAGUAGAACUCACAGUCAUAUGACUAGAUUAGAUCAUCGUGACAAUCAUCAGAUCAGUGUAACAUGUCAGUGAAGAAAACUUGUGUAACACUUAAUGCAUUUUCAUCUCAAUGUAAUUUGGUCCACAAAACAUACAGCAUAUAUUGCAGCAUAUACUGUAACAUUCCAAUAUUCUACAAUAAAAUUGUCUUUCCUCUGA
Messenger RNA from Sinocyclocheilus anshuiensis, 2527 nucleotides. Its product is annotated as guanylate-binding protein 1-like. Gene Ontology annotation, molecular function: GTPase activity; GTP binding. The record is from RefSeq and is a predicted model, not a curated record. Lineage: Eukaryota; Metazoa; Chordata; Actinopteri; Cypriniformes; Cyprinidae. The transcript has 10 exons. The coding region runs from base 1 to 1770 and encodes 589 amino acids.